Molecule: messenger RNA, 1789 nt
Organism: Bombus impatiens (common eastern bumble bee)
Lineage: Eukaryota; Metazoa; Arthropoda; Insecta; Hymenoptera; Apidae
Product: WW domain-binding protein 4
Exons: 7
Coding region: 325-1509 (394 amino acids)
Biological process (GO): mRNA splicing, via spliceosome
Cellular component (GO): nucleus; precatalytic spliceosome
Molecular function (GO): zinc ion binding; protein binding; RNA binding
Source: RefSeq, a predicted model, not a curated record
GCCUACGCCCUACGCCAUCAGCUGUUUCGCUUUUAUGUGUUGUUUCAUACGGUGAUAUCGUACGAGUGGUGUUUUCGUUUACUUUUACGUUUACAUACACUUUUAUAUAGGGGAACCUAUCUUAGUUUAAUGAAAAUGUUAUACAACGCGAAGGAAAUGUUAAUGAAGCAAAUCAAAAUUUAAAAAUAUUUCGAAUAAAUGUGCUUAACUUUUUGAGGUUAGAUUUUCGAGUGAUUAAAAAAAAGACAGUUUUAUAGGAACUAUUUAUUUCAUCGUUCAUAAUCAAUGAAGACGCAUUAGGAAUCCUUCUCCAGGACUUAAAAGAUGGCGGACUAUUGGAAGUCUCAAGGCCGUAAAUUUUGUGACUUCUGUAAGUGUUGGAUUGCUGACAAUAAACCUAGUAUCGAUUUUCACGAAGGCGGUAAGAAGCACAAGGAAAAUGUUAGCAAACGACUUAAGGAAAUCCACAAGAACAGUGCAAAGCAGGCGAAGCAGAACAAGAAAAUCGAAGGCGAUAUUAAGAAAAUGGAGAACGCAGCUAUGGCCGCAUACUUGAAGGAUGUAGAAAACAAUACGAGAGAUAUGACCGCGGACAGAAUCAUCAAAGAGAAGUUCAAUCGGUUAGAAACGAAAGACGUGCCGUUGAAUUUCAAUCGUGUAGCGACAGCCACUACGGAAACACAGUUUAAGUUUAAAGGUGAAAAUCAACAGUUUUCUCAGGAAGUCGAUCCAUGCGAUCCAACUCUUUCGAGACAUACAACGCAACAAUCGAAAUCUCAACAAAGGGGCGAUAAUAGGAACCAAGGGAAAAGCAGAAUAGGAAAGGGAAAAGGAAAAGGGAAAAGAAUCGUGGAAGACGAGCGUCCUGCGAAACCUGUUCAAAAACUUUGGUACGAAGCUCUCAGUCCCGAAGGGUACACAUAUUACUGGCACAUCGAAAGCAACGAAUCCGUUUGGGAUCCACCAGAGGAAGGAUACAUGACGUUCGCGGAACAAGAAGAAGAAGCAAAGGAACAAGCGCUUCAAGAGGAAUUAUUAAAGCAACUGGAGAAGGAAGAAGCGAUCGCAAAUGCGGACAUCCUCGAAGAGAAACGGGCCAAUGCCGAGAGGCAAAAGUUGAAGGAACUGAGAAAGGUACCCGGUACUCAAUCACAACUAGGAACAAAUGAAAAUACAGCAGAGAAAACGGAAAUCGGAACCGAAGAGGAAAGCCGACCGUAUAGGCGAGACUAUAGCAUUCCGCUAAAAUCGCAUCCAUAUGGACCUUGGCAAACUGUUCAAAAGAUCGAAACGAAACCGGUGGAUUUUCAGUUGCCACAGCAAAAGCAACUGCAAUUACAAUUACCCGUCUUCGAGAAAACAGAACCGACGUCGGUGCAAAGAACUUUCAGAGAAAAAGUUAUCACGCAAAUCGACGUAGCUGACAGUGACGAUGAUGGACAACCAACUAAAUUUAAGAAACGAAAAGUUGGUAAUAGAAAUGUACGACAGAGAUUAACCGAUGACUGAUAAUAAUCGUGCCAAUGAUUAACGUGUAUUUGCUCGAAUGUUACACGUUAUACUCAUUUUAAUCGCACGAACAUAUCAUUCUUAUGUUCUUUAGAAAUUACACCGUUCAUUUAGCAUAAAUUAUCCCAAGAACUCAAUGAUUCUAUUAUUUUCUUACGACUCGUAGAUUCUUACUAGAGAAAUACAAACAAGAUCCAAAUAAGAUCGUUAUAUUUUAAGCAUGUUUAAAAACAGAUAUCGCAUGUAUGAAAUGAUAAUAUACGAUGAAAUAUCUUUUUCA